AUGGCGGCCGCCGGCGCGCCGUUCUCAAUCCGCCUCCUGCCUUGUUUUUCGUUUCGCCGCUGCGGCGGAUGCAGGGAAUACGCGGCGCGGGCGCGGACGGAGGGCGGGGGUUGGCCGUUCCGCGGGGGCGCGGGGGCGCUGCCGCCGGUGAAGGUGCGGCGGUUCAGGUGGUGGGAGGACGUGGCGGCGGCGGCGGUGGAGGACGAGGAGGGGGAGGUGGAGAGGAGGAUGGCGGCCAAGCGACGGAAGCGCUCCGUCGCCGAGCUCUUCGCCGCCGUGCCGAGGGUGGCACGGGGCCAGGGGUGCGGGAAGGGGAAGGCCGCCAAGAGGAAGCUAGACGGGAAGGGGAGCGGGAAGGAUAAGGUGAUGCUUGCUGUCAGGGUUAAGGCGAGCAAUGGGAGCAAGAAGAAGAAGAAGAAGGCGCCCCCAACCGGGAUCGAUGUGAGAGAAAAGGAGAAAAGCAGUGGAGUAAAAGCUACCUCAAUUAGCGUUUAUCAGUUGUUUCAACAUUCCAUAAGAAAGAAGAAGCCCAAGAAUUCUCUUAGCAAGAAAAAGGGAAGUCAAGAGGUUUCGGUUUUACUGGGCAGAAAAAGUAAGAAGGGAAACAGAAAGUCAGUUUUGGAAAGACACAAAAAGGAUAUAACAAACAGUAUUCAAGCUCAAAGCAUUUGUAAGAAGCAGUCAAAAGCAGGGUUCAGCACAGUACUGGAUAACACAGAUAUUAGGUGUAACUCGAGUUCUUACAAAUCAAAGCAUGUUACCUUUUCUGAUGGCACUGAGGUAUUCAGAUGGACUGCCCAUCUGCCUGAAGUUAACACAGAGCAACGACAAUCAGUACAGACAUCCCAGCGAUCCACUCGGGAAGGUCAUGAUCACCGCAAUACAGAUAAGCCACAGUUGGUCUGUCAACAAGCAGAUGCUAUAUCAGGUGCUGUGGAGAAUACCAGCUCUUUAUCUGAAAAUGUAGUAUCAGCUGGUGUUCACCAUGCUGUCCCACUCACCAAACCGAAAGAUAGGACUAUAUUGGGCACUUCAGUGGAUCUGAAUCACUGCAUUGAAACUUCUAACAGCAGUAAUUGUCUGAACUCCAUUAGUUUGGCAUGCUUAUCCCGUAAGGUGCCCUUUCAAAACUUCAACGGUGUGAACUCUCAUCUAGACAGCGAUGAUGGCUUAAGUUCUGAUGUUGAGUGUCUUGGAGAACGAAACCAUAUGGUAUCACAAGCAUCAUACGCUCCUGCUAGUUUGACAGCCAAGGCGAUAUCAGGUGAUAGGAGUCCAGAGUCACAACCUUCCAGUUCUUGUUUACGUGAAAAGAGCAGAAGCACAUUGCAGGAGAGGUCGGUUGCUAAUUAUCACUUGGGCACAGUUCAUCCUGAGCUUCUUAGAUCUGGUAAAGACGUGAUGAGAAGCAUAAGCUCUUCAAUAGGAUCACAUAAACCAGCAGGUGGACAAGGCAAGGAUUGUGUAUCAGCAGGCAGGAACAUGCACUUUGGUGAUGACUAUCUUGGCCUUCCUAUUAAUUCACGAGGUGAAUUCGUUAAGGUUCAUCCUGGUGGCACCCCUAAUUCUGUUGACAUUUUUAAGAGGCAGUACAUGGGGGAGAGUUCUUUGGGUCCCUCAGCUAUCCCAACCGUUUUCACUCCUAGUACUGGCAUCGAUCAUGACGAUCUGAGACCCAACCAUCAUGCUCGACAAAUUUAUUCAGUAGAUCAGUCUGUGUUUCAUGCAGAUACUCGUUUUACUCCGGCAGCCUCAACAGCGUAUGGGUUGGAUUUCAGACAGUUGCCAAGUUCUGAAAGAGCAAAAAUUCAUUACUAUAGAAUUCCCAGCAACAAGUAUCCAUGCACCAACCAACAGGAGCUUUCGGUGGAAUGUUUUUGCUCUGGAUGCAUAAUGCAUCAUAAUACACAGCAGCGGCUACAUGGGAUGCAAAGCCUUUGGCUAAGCCAGAACAGUGGACAGAACACCCAACACAAUGCUGAAACAACAAUGCGCCUUAUGGGGAAAACAGUUACACUUGGAACUAGCGCCAUACAAUGUAGAGAUCUGGAUAACGAAACUCCACGUUCCAGUAAAAAAACCCGAGCUGAAGAUCAGUUCUUUCAGGGAACACGGCUUAACUUUUUUCCACAACUGUUCCAUGGAGGAGCGGUCGAUCCCCCUUCUGCAUGUAGGAUUUCAGAUGGAGAGAGACAGUCCACUGGAAACCCAUCACAUUUUUCUUUUGUUCCAGCAGCUGUACCAAGUUUUGUGCUUGAUACUAGUAGUUUCAGAACAAAUAGUUACAACCAGCAACCUGAACUAGUAACAGCAAAUAAUCGGUAUGCUCGUUCAGGGGGCUGGUGCAAUGAAAGUGAGAUAGGACAUCGUCAGCCAGUUAUGGCAAAGCAAGUUCAGAGUAACGCUGAAGACACGCUAUCUGGUUCUAUGCACCGCAGGCACACUCAGACUCUUGCACCGGAGUCAUCUUUAAAUAGAAGGAACGACGUCAGAGACUUCAUGGAACAAAGACAGGUGCCUAGUUAUCUUCCUCAACAGUUUAACAGAAUGACACAGAGGCGCCCAGUAUCAUCGUUUGCGUCAAGUUAUCCUGUUCAGAAUGCUACUGGUUUGGCAACUCGAACAAAAUUCACCUCCCUCCGACCAUUGCCCCCUUCGGUCAUUCCUUCCCAAGCUUGCAACGCUGAUUAUGCACCGCCUCAUGGAUCUAUUACCACCUUUCGCCCACCAGUUCCAGUUCCCUAUCCAGUGAGCAAUCCUCGUGCUCCUGGCAAUGGGAUAUUUGAGGACCAGAGCAUGAGAUGGACUAUGAUGGGAUCAAAUCCUGAGGGAUUGGAAGAUACCAGGAGUAAAUUUAAGAGACCUGCAGAAAAGGAUGACGUGUUCCUGACAUUGCCAAAGAAACCUUGCACAGCUGCUGUGAAGGAGCUAAACAUGUUAUCAUUCCCAGGAAAGGGUUUGGAGUUCCGUGGAUACAGAACAGAUUCACAAGCCCGAGACGCGCCUAUCUGUGCCGGCGACGACCCUGAAGCAGAUCUCCGACUUGGAAACAGAGAAUUACAUGCCACAUGGUCAUCUCCUGCCAAUGCGCACAGGCCUCUGAAGCUGAAACCUGGAGCGAAGCAUGUAGUGCAGCCGAGUGCGGGCGGCGUGUACCAAGAAAGUCCCUGGCCUGUGCAUCCAGUCACACCAUUACUGGCCCCGGAGAAGGACGCUUGUACACUAGGUACGUCGUCCUAGACGCGAGGCGCCCAGAAGUUCUAAUGGGUCUUGGCUGUAAGUGAAGUACCUGUAUAAAUUUGGGGGUGGCAUGCCACGAGGCAGGCGACUUCGUUCAUACUCUGCCCAGACCUGAACAUUCAGUGAUCUUGGUUGGAAGCUGCUGGUUUGGCGUGAGGGCCAUUUUCGUGAAGCAUUGCCGUGUUGCUGCAAA
Messenger RNA from Panicum hallii, 3433 nucleotides. RefSeq lists its product as uncharacterized. The transcript has 3 exons. The record is from RefSeq and is a predicted model, not a curated record. The coding region runs from base 1 to 3240 and encodes 1079 amino acids. NCBI's taxonomy places the organism in Eukaryota, Viridiplantae, Streptophyta, Magnoliopsida, Poales, Poaceae.